Camelina sativa (false flax) is the source of this 2001-nucleotide messenger RNA. The record is from RefSeq and is a predicted model, not a curated record. Lineage: Eukaryota; Viridiplantae; Streptophyta; Magnoliopsida; Brassicales; Brassicaceae.
AUGAUCAACGACCUCUCACCUCUUCGAGAUCACCGAGGUGACAUCGGGGGCGAAAAGACGACGAGUACUAGUAAGUCAGUUGGCGAUUUGUUGAACUCGUGUGGCCUGGCCAAUUCUAUUGUUCAUGUUAUUAUUCCCGGAGAGCACCAGCGUCUGUGGACUCCGCCUCUCGGGUAUAUUUGCCUGUAUGAGGGAUUCUUUUCCCAAUGCCGGUUGUUCUUCCCUCUUCCUAACUUGCUCACCCAAUACGCCCAUCGCCGAAAAAUUCCGAUAUGUCAACUCACCCCGGGAAGUAUCUGCAACUUCGUCGCCGCCCUCACUCUCGCGGCCGAAGAUCAGGUGUUCCUCGAAGUCGAAUGCUUCGAGCAGUUGACGAACUUCAAGAACAGCCAGGGCAGCAAAUUGUGGAUGGUUAAUGCAAAGCCAGCUCAUAACUUCCUUCCGGGGGAAAAAGUUAGUAACUUCAAAAAGUUGAGGGCUCGCUACUUCUUCGUCCGAGUCUACAAACGCUCUUUUGAAAAUCCGAAACGCGGUCGCCGAAGAGUGUGGAACGAUUCGCCGGAUCGCCCUUCCUCAGCUUGGAGAUUAUCUUCCAGAUUCAAACGCAUCAAGAACACUCUCCUCGGUGUAGCAGACCGUAGCUGGGCUCAAAUCUCACGACGUCGCAUGGAAGCAGCGAUGGGUAAGGCAAGAACGCAGUUCGCCAGUUUUGCAAGCUCACUGGGUCAAACUUCCGAGGUCCCGCCAACCACAAUUGUCGCUGCCGAGAUGCUUCGUUCCGUGGACCGAAACGAUGAACCAACCAUCAACCCCGAGCCAGAGCAGACGGAGAAUGAAUUCAUCGAUGUCGAAGAUGAGGACGAGCUCCCGGCUGCUGACGAAGAAGACGAAAACGUGGCUCCCAAUGACUCACCUCUUCCUCCACCGACUGAGCUGAUCGUCUCAGUGCAGAUUGCUGCUGAACCCGAUGACGGUUCAAAGAAGAAGAAGUCCAAGAAGGACAAAAACAAAGAAAAGGGUAAAGGAAAAGCCUCCGCCCAAGGAAAAGGUCAGAAACGCUCCGUGGAAGAGGCUGGUCUCGAAUCAUAUGACCGCUUCCGAGUUGAACGCGCGGCUGGUCGAACCGACCAAUUUCGUUAUGACUAUUUCGGGGAGACGCCUCUUGUGUGCAACAGAGAAGCCUCCGCGGAGUUAUGCAGGCAACUUGCGCUAUCUUCGGUCAUGAUGCCGCCAGUCGAUAAGCUCGAGUUCAAAGACCAAUUCGCCCAGGCCGCCCAGUCCGCCCUUCAGACCGCCGCCUAUAUGUCGGUGCUCACUUUGAUGUACGAUAGGCGUGUUAAAUCAAUGACCCUGGCAGAGGCCGAAUUCGAGAAGAUGAAGGAAUGCUUGGAAAAUCUUCGCGAAGCGAAUAAGUCAAAGAACGAGAGGAUCAAAGAGCUAAAGGAUCUCCUUGCGAAGAAAGAGCAUGACUGUGAAAACCUGGAAGGCAGGGUUGCGGAGCUGGAAUCGCAUGGGAAAGUUCUGGAGGAAGAAAAGGCCAAACUGUCAAAGCAGUUCGAUGAUCUCGGGGUGAAAUUCGAGUCCGAGAUGAGGCGACUUCGCCUAGAUCGCCAGGCCAAGGUAGAAGGCACCACGAAGAAAGCGCAGCACCGUCUCGACAAAGUGAAGGACUAUCUGCAUGAUCAGGAGAUGGCCCGUCCGAAAGAGGAUGUCCUCAACCAGGCGAACGGAUUUGGGGAGAUUAUGGACUACCUUCUGAAGAAUGGUGCAUCCAUCCCGGACAAUCUCGUUGCCGAAAUCAAGAAAAAGCGGGAGGUCGCCCAAACCGAAGUGGAGGCGCUGGAUCUCGUAGAGUUUGAGGAAGGCGAUCUCGACAUGUCUCCCGAUCAGCUCGGCUUUGGACUGCUUCAAUCCGGAGAUGUGGCUCUGGACUCCGUUCCACAUCCGUACGGCUCCAAUGUUGGGCUUUUCCAGGCCGGUCUACCCGAAAAUGUCCCCUAA